AUGGAGGGGCCGCGCGACGGUCCUCCGCCGGGGAGUGGUUGCCUUCUGGUGCUGUGCGGGAAGAGCAGGGUGGAGAAGGACCAGGCUAGAUCACUGGCGGCCAAGGGAAGCCUGAAGCUCAAGCAUGACGGUAACGAGAUCGCGAUUACCCUGCGCGCCGCGGAGGGGGAAGAAAGCUCUCUGGCCUCGCCGGAAGAGACAUUCAGGACGCAGAUGUAUAUGGGAGCCCUCUCCACAAGCCGCUUCGGGGGGUUCCUCCUCUGGUCCCCGUGCCUGCCCUCCACUCAGGAUGUCGUCUCCCAGUGAGUCAAGCCUCCCUCACUGUAUUUGUUAUCUUUCCUCGUACUUCUUUGUGAUCAUAAUGGGUUGCCAAUAGGAAUUUUGGUGAGCUUCCCAUCGGGGCAGUGUGUGUUGCUGACUUUCAAUCAAGGGGCAGAGGUAUGUAGUUCGUCGCUAACAGCCAAAGUUCUGUUGAUUAUUUUCAUCUCUCUUAGAAAUAUUUUAGGUCAUUUUUCUCGCCGAACGUUCUGUAGGCCGGACGAAGAAUGUGUGGGAGUCACCCGCUGGUUGCCUCAUGUUCUCAUUCACCGUGGAGAUGGAAGACGGGCGCGUUGUUCCACUCUUACAGUACGUAAUAUCCCUCGCUGUAAGCGAAGCGACGAAGGAGAUCUGCCGGGCGAAAGUAAGUUGUUAGCUGCCCCUAUCACGUUUCUCUUUCUGCCCUCUUAAAUCUUGACAUGAUUGCUUAAUGAUCUGGGUCAUUGAAAACAGCUGAAGGUCUAUUUUUUUUGCUUUUAUUACAUAAAUCAGUUUCUCAGCCUUUUUUUCUUCUCUUUUUCUCUCACGCUCUCUCUCUAAUCCUUAUAAUCUAACUUUGGUUGUAAAAUUUAUUAAAUUUCAGGGUUUGCCACCACUUGACGUUAAAAUCAAGUGGCCAAAUGAUCUUUAUUUAAAUGGUCUUAAGAUUGGAGGCGUCCUAUGCACCUCAACGUAUAAAUCAAAGAAGUUCAGUGUCAGUGCUGGUAAAACGGUCUCUUUGUUGGUACCCAUAUGAACUAAAUUUGCAGAAAACUUUAAUGCUAACAUUCGCAUGUUUUACUUUUCACUGUAAUGAACAUCUCGUUUGUUGGAUACACGGAUUUCUGUAUUCCCAUAACUAUUUUAUUUUCUGAUUUAUGUGUGGAUGUCCUGUCUUUGAAAACUUGAUCUCGUUAAAAAAAAUCUCUGGAAUUUUUCUAAUGAAGGAACCUGGAUAUUUUGUAGGCGUUGGAUUGAACCUGGAUAAUGAGAAGCCGACCACAUCUUUGAAUGCAGUUUUAAGAGGAAUAACUUCUGUCUCACACCAACUACAGAGAGAAGAAAUCCUCGCAUAUUUUUUUAAUAAUUUUGACCAUCUUUUUGAGAAAUUUUUGAAUGAAGGUAAACAAUUUUCUUAAAUUCGUCUUUCUUACUCGCUCUUACAUUAAAACGUGCUAAUUUUUUUUAGUGGGUGUAGAAUGGAUAUUAUGAUUUGGCCAUGUGCUCUACCAUUGGUACCUUGAGUCUGAUUUACUGUGUGAGAACGUCUGAGUUCUGCUAUGUGACCAUGUCUGGAACGCUGAAAAGGAAAUAAGAGCAGUACGUGGCUUUUCUUGCCCGCAUCUCCCUCAUCUUCUAGGAACCGUUGAAGUUUAUUGCUCUUUACGAUUGAUGAUUCUCAUUAGUGGGGCCUUCUUUCAUCUCCCAGAAAGUCUUAACCAUUAAAAUGCAUUGUCUCACUCAUAUCUUCUAUCAUGCUUGUCAGCAAUCUGUAAUAAAAGGUAAAACUCAGGAAUCCCAUGAAACCCAAGAAUUCACAUGAUAACUAGAACACAAUUAUAAAGAGGUUGAAUAUUUAACUUAAAUAUCUUUUAUAUAGAAGUGUUGAGCCAGGAAUUAGGUAAUUUUGCAAGUUUAACGUAGGCCUACUCCCUAUUAUUUUCGUCAGCUCUUUUAUUAUGUUAGUGGUAUUGUUUUGAUUGAAAGGGCAGGGCUAAUUUCUCUUGAUAUGCCACGGAAUCUAGUUAAAAUAAUAUAAUAAUAUCUUAUUCCUGUUUAUAAUCCAGGCUUUCAAGCUCUUGAAGAGCUAUACUACAGAACGUGGCUGCACAGGCAAGACCCAGUUACCUUUUUCUAGCAUUUCUCUACUCUCAUAUUUAAUUGCAGCAUGCCGAUCUGUGCAUUAUGCAGAUAUGGUGCUGCUUGAAAGUUUUAAGUCAAGGCAGUGGUAAUCUUUUUUCAUGAUGCUCAAUUGCCAUGUAUCUUAUCCAGGCUGCUCAUUAAUUCUCCUGGUUGACUUUGAGGCCCACCAUACUUCCCAGUUGAUUUUUUUUGCCCCCUAAUUCCGACAUGAAAAUUUAGGUCAACAUUUUGGGAUUCUAUUGUCAUUGUCUCAGGAUACCAUGAAAUGGGUUUUAUGUAAAGAUUUUCAUACUCUUUCCCAUAAGUAUUCCGUCAAUUUGACAUCUACCCUGAAAUAGUGCUUUGUGUGUGUGUGUGUGUUUUUUUUUUUUUUUUUUUUUGUACUCGUGUUUAAUCCUUCUUGCUGGCGUUGCUUUCUUGAAGAAGUUUAGUUGUGAUUAUGGGUACAACUGCUCAUUUUUCUCCAUAAUUCAUUUUUAUACUAAUCCUAGAAGAGGAAAGUCUUCGGACGAAUCCAUAAAAAGGGAAAUUCUACUCGUCAUGUGGCAUUAGCUACGACUAUCCUCUUCUGGUUCAGCAAUCAAUCUUAGAGCUUGACCAUCAGACUGAAUACCCUUCAGAACUGUGACACUUGUCUGGCAAUGCUGGAGUUGCUUAUAAUAAAAUCAUCUAAAAACAGAGAUUUGAGCCUCACGUUCCUCACCAAAUUUUUAUUCCAUAAGCAACAUAUUGUUUCAAUGAAAAACCUUGAUCUUGGGGUUCAUGACGGUACCGGGUAGGUUUCAGUAAACCCAUCAGAAUCGCUGUGCUCGAUUUGACCGAAGGCUAUGGUUUCGUUCGUUUCGAAGGCUAGAAAUUCCUAGAUGACGAUUGAGCGGUAUGGAUUCUCAUAUGCAGUGGACAGAAGGUGGUGAUAAAGGAGGAACGGGGGGAUACGGCUGUGACAAUCCAGGUAAAUCAGAUGAGAGGCAGCUGCUGGUUUAGGCUUUCUCUGUACUGACUGCAAGAAUCGAUCCAGGGCUUGACACCCUCUGGAUAUCUACUGGCCGCUGAUGAUGCCGACAACUUGUAUGAGCUUCACCCUGACGGCAACAGGUGAUUCUCCCUUGAGUCACAUAAACCUUCUUGAACAUCAUCAAGAAAGUGUUCAUGGGCGAUUGAGACACUCUGUUCUGCUGAUAAAACCGGAAUUCAUGAGAGAGAGAGAGAGAGAUGUGAGAGUAUGGACUGAGGGGAAGUUACUUCUGAGUAACUGAGUUACCUUCCUUUUGUUUCACGUGAAUGCAGCUUGGACUUCUUCCAGGGUCUGGUGAGGAGGAAGCUGGGUUGA
Messenger RNA from Spirodela intermedia, 3490 nucleotides. The record is from the annotation of a GenBank genome assembly. NCBI's taxonomy places the organism in Eukaryota, Viridiplantae, Streptophyta, Magnoliopsida, Alismatales, Araceae.